Myripristis murdjan (pinecone soldierfish) is the source of this 3154-nucleotide messenger RNA. RefSeq names its product acyl-CoA-binding domain-containing protein 5A-like. The transcript has 14 exons. The record is from RefSeq and is a predicted model, not a curated record. NCBI's taxonomy places the organism in Eukaryota, Metazoa, Chordata, Actinopteri, Holocentriformes, Holocentridae. The coding region runs from base 179 to 1789 and encodes 536 amino acids. Gene Ontology annotation, biological process: fatty acid metabolic process; pexophagy. Gene Ontology annotation, molecular function: fatty-acyl-CoA binding. Gene Ontology annotation, cellular component: cytoplasm.
ACAUUUCCCAGACAUAUCUGCUAAUCAUAUGUUUACUGUUUGGCUCAUCCCUCGCCGAAUUCGAGAUUAGUUUCUGAUGCAUAUUGCAGACGCCGGGCUUUAAAAUAAUAUUUGCACAGGCAGACAUGAACUUUGUGAUGUGAAGAUCCCCCUCUUGUCAUCCUUGCUGGGACUUAGCAUGGCGCAGGAGGAGGACAAAUCCAGCCUGGAGGCAAAAUUUGCUGCCGCAGUUAGAGUGAUCCGGAGUUUGCCUGAAGAUGGUCCUUUCCAGCCUUCUGAUGAAAUGAUGCUGAUGUUCUAUAGUUACUACAAGCAGGCCACCUUAGGGCCCUGCAACAUCCCCAGACCCGCCGGCUUCUGGGAUUCUCGUGGGAAAGCCAAAUGGGAUGCGUGGAACUCUUUAGGAAAUAUGACAAAGGAGGAAGCCAUGAUGAAUUAUGUUGAUGACAUCCAGCUGAUUCUGGAGACAAUCCCGAUCUCAGAUGAAGUCACAGACCUGGUAGAGAAGCUUGGGAACUUCUACACAGAGGUGGACGGAGCAGAAGCGAAAGAUGCAGAAAAUGAGGUGGACAAGAGGUCCUUCACCCGGCCUUUUGCAAAAGACGCAGAUGAGUUGCUGAAGCCGUUCACAAAACCAAUAAUGGAAGGCUUUGGGGAUCUGUGGGAUGAUAUACAAAACAUCCAAGACAAAGAAAGCAAUGCUCAUGGCAUAUCUGUCAGUAGUGAGGAGACAGAGGAAAGCAAGGGAAAUAUAAAAAUGGAGAGAAAAGAGGAAAUUAAUGAUUCGGGGAAAGGUGAGGAAGAGGCGAGUGCUGAUGAAGAAGAAGACAAUAUAGAAGAUGAAGAGGAAGAGGAACAAGGGUGGAGGAGCGCUGACUCGGGGCUGCUAAGGGUGGAGGACAGGAGGUGGAGGUCUGACACCAGGGGGUCCGGCAGCAGCAUGGAUCCCAGCAUGUCCUCCAUCACCAACGGGACACACAGCUCCCUCAACAGUGAGCUGGAAGAGGAGGAACUGGCCUGCUCCAUUGAGCCCGGUGUAGAGAGCAGCUCCUACAUGCACUUCAACGGACACCUCAGUGAUCACAGUGAUAUGAUUCCCGAGAAGAACUACCGAGCCACAGACUCAGAUAACGAAGAAUUUUGUGACUCAAUGGAGCAUCUAGCCAUGGAAGAGGGGUUGGGUACAUCAAAAGUCCCGUCGUCCGGACCACAAGCUGCCUCCGCAAGGCGAAAAGACCUUUGGGUUGACAGCAAGACGCCAGUGAAUGGAAGUGACGAUCAGGCACUCGAGGAAAAACCCCAUAUUGAAGAGGGGAUCUGCACAAUCCAGCACAACAGCUCCUUGUCAAGAGGAAGAGGAUCUCAGUCUCCGCGGACCGCCUGUGCUUCUCACCUGUGUGUCAACGUAGAGGCGGCCUGUUGUUGCAUCUCACAGAACAGGCUGUCUGUCAGCCCUGCCCAGGGAAACAUCAACGAGCAGAUUGCCGUGGCGCUGCUGAGGCUGCAGGACGACAUGGCCCAUGUGCUGCACAGGCUGCACACGCUGGAGGUGCUCACUGUGUCCCAGUCAAGAUCACCUUCGCCAAGGCAGGAAGAUUCCCUAUCCCUUGCACGACAGAAAGUGAUAGCAGCCCAUCAUCACAGUUCUGUAUUUUUACAGUUCCACAGGCAGUCUUGGUGGCCUUUUCACUUGUCUCCAGUUACGGUGGUGUUGACCACAAUCUGGCCCCUCAUUGCCCAUUGGCUGGUGCACCUCUACUUACAGUGGAAGAGAAGGAAAAUCAUUUGAAUGCCUCAAGGAUGAUCUGAGUCACAGCACACGAAUGCUUGGUUCGACUCACGUUGGUGAAGCAGUUGCACUUUUGUUUGAAGCUUGCCGUUACUUUUUUAUGCCACUGAUAGAGAGUGGUCAGGCACUAGCAGCAAUGGGUAGGUUGUGUCUUAGAUGAUUUUAUGGCCAGAAAAGGGAUUAAAAAGAGACUGGGCGAUAUAAUGUAGCAUGUGGAGUUUAAAGAGACGGUUCCAGGAGGUGAAGAUUUGGCAGCUGUUUGAAGCUGGUGCAUUUCCUUCAUUACUGUAAGCCUAACAUGAGCUGAUGGUCUCUUUCUUUACAUGUCUCCAGUGUCAUUCCAUCACCAGAGGUUUUUAUAUGACAUAACUGAGCCAACUAUUAAUUGAAAUAAACUGACAUCAUGAUAUUACAGUAGCUAUGGAUCUUGAAUGAUAAUCUCUGUUAGUCACUGACAUUGACACAAGUUGUGUUUGUUGUGCACUUCACACACUAUUUAUUUACUUCUCAGUAUUUUAUUCAAAGGUGACCUGGUAUGUUUCUGAAAACUGUGUUUAUGUGUGUAGCGAAAUACUUCAUUAUAACAACCCAAAGGGACAGAUGAUUAACUGUAGUCUUUUUUUUCUUCUUUCUCUGGAACGUGGAAACAUGUCAGGGACGUUUCUGUUUGGACCAAAUAAAUAUUUUAGGUGAUAAUGAUGGGCAUUUACUUUGUGUUAAAAAUGUGUAUUUAUUUUAUUGGUUAAAAUGCUGUGGUCUCAGUGGUUUCAUUUUUAAAGUGAUCAUCAUAAAAGGUCCAGACAAUCAUUUUUAUCUUAAUGUUUUUUUUUUUUUUUUUUUGGUAGACUGAUGCUAUUUUUAUAUUUGUUGGCACAUCUUCAUUCGUCAUUUCACAGCAUGCCAGUAGUUUAGCUGACAAAAUGUUUAAUUUCUUCCAAAAUAUUAUUAUUAUUAUUAUUUUUUGCCAGUUGUACAAUUUUGGGCAAGAACUAUGUACUGUAGACCUAAGGUGCAAUACUAUCAAAUGUUCAUAGACCAUUGUGAUAUCAUUGUAGAAAUGCAUUUAAGAAGUACAUUAUGUAUGUUUCACAUGCAAUAAAGAUAAUGAGGAGAACACUUCAUUUUACUUAAACUGAUUUUGCUUCUUUGAAGAGUCAAGGCUGCUGAAAUGAAAGGCUGUGUGUGCUUGUGUCGAGCUGGCUUUGGCUGCUUGCCUAAUGGGCUGUCCUUUAUCUUUUGGGUAAGACUUGACACUGGCUGACCUUAACAGGCUGUCUAGGGAAUUAAACAUACUGUUUGUAUGGUUUGCAUCUGCCUGAGAAAUAUCAAAUGUCCAGGAAAAAAAUAAAUGAAUAACUCAAAGGC